Molecule: messenger RNA, 4011 nt
Organism: Panicum hallii
Lineage: Eukaryota; Viridiplantae; Streptophyta; Magnoliopsida; Poales; Poaceae
Exons: 10
Biological process (GO): DNA integration
Molecular function (GO): nucleic acid binding
Source: RefSeq, a predicted model, not a curated record
CAUAGAAGACUUGGUCAUGUUGGCAUGAAACAACUCAACCGUCUUAUAAAGCAUGAUUUAGUAGUUGGCUUGAAGAAUGUAAAGUUUGAGAAAGAUAAAUUAUGUAGUGCAUGUCAAGCCGGAAAGCAAGUUGCAAAUGGUCAUCCCUCUAAGAGUGUCAUGUCAACCGAAAGACCAUUGGAAUUAUUGCAUAUUGAUUUAUUUGGUCCUACAACAUAUAGAAGUAUUGGUGGAAAUUGCUAUUGUCUUGUUGUAGUGGAUGAUUACUCAAGGUAUACUUGGGUUUUCUUUCUUCAUGACAAAGCCGAUACUUAUGAUAUAUUCAAGAAAUUCUUGACAAGGGCCGAAAAUGAAUUUGAACUCAAGGUGAAGAAAGUGAGGAGUGAUAACGGAAGUGAAUUUAAAAAUACAAGAGUUGAAGAAUGGUGUGAUGAGAAAGGAAUCAAACAUGAAUUUUCAACCAAAUAUACUCCGGAACAAAAUGGUCUUGUUGAGCGGAAAAAUAGAACCUUGAUUGAUAUGGCAAGAUCAAUGCUCUCCGAAUACAAUGUUUCCGAUAGUUUUUGGGCCGAAGCUAUCAACACGGCAUGUCAUGCAUCUAAUAGAUUGUAUUGCCAUAGAUUCCAUAACAAGACCCCAUAUGAGUUGCUCAUUGGAAGGAAACCAAAUAUAUCAUAUUUUAGAGUAUUUGGUUGCAAAUGCUAUAUUCUCAAGAAGGGAACUCGGUUAUCAAAGUUCCAAAGCAAAUGUGAUGAGGGUUUUCUUCUUGGGUAUUCAUCUUGUAGCAAGGCUUAUCGGGUCUAUAAUAAAACGCAUGGCAUUGUUGAAGAAGCAUAUGAUGUUGAAUUUGAUGAAGAUCAUCCCGUGGAUCAAAUCAUGGGUGAUAUUAGUAAGGCUAGACUAGAAGCUAUUAGAAUCUUAUUAGCUUAUGCUUGUUCUCACAACAUAAAACUUUUUCAAAUGGAUGUGAAAAGUGCUUUCUUAAAUGGCAAAAUUAGUGAACUUGUUUUUGUUGAGCAACCUCCCGGUUUUGAAGAUCCCAAGAAACCAAAUCAUGUAUAUAAGCUCUCUAAAGCUCUUUAUGGUUUGAAGCAAGCUCCACGAGCUUGGUAUGAAAGAUUGAGAGAUUUUCUUAUUUCCAAGGGAUUCAAAAUUGGUAAGGUUGACACCACCUUGUUCACUAAAACCAUUGGUAAGGAUUUGUUUGUUUGUCAAAUUUAUGUUGAUGAUAUUAUCUUUGGCUCAACUAACCCAAGUUUUUGUGAGGAAUUUGGUGAAAUGAUGUCUAGGGAAUUUGAAAUGUCCAUGAUCGGUGAAUUGAGUUUCUUUCUUGGACUUCAAAUCAAGCAACUCAAGGAAGGCACCUUUGUGUGUCAAUCAAAAUAUGUAAAGGAUAUCUUGAAGAAAUUUGGUAUGGAAGAUGCAAAACCAAUCAAGACUCCUAUGGCUACCAAUGGGCAUCUUGACCUAGAUGAGGGAGGUAACCCGGUUGACCAAAAGCUUUACCGCUCUAUGAUUGGUAGCUUGCUUUAUUUGACCGCAUCUAGGCCCGAUAUCAUGUUUAGUGUUUGCAUGUGUGCACGAUUUCAAGCCGCACCUAGAGAAUGUCAUUUGACCGCCGUCAAAAGGAUUUUGAGAUACUUGAAAUAUACUCCUAAUAUUGGUUUAUGGUAUCCUAAGGGCGCUCACUUUGAUUUGGUUGGAUUCUCGGAUUCGGACUAUGCGGGGUGCAAGGUUGAUAGGAAGAGCACUUCCGGUGGUUGUCAAUUUCUUGGAAGAUCGCUUGUCUCUUGGUCUUCAAAGAAACAAAAUUCCGUGGCUCUCUCAACCGCCGAAGCGGAAUAUAUUUCGGCCGGAAGUUGUUGUACACAAUUGUUAUGGAUGAAGCAAACUCUUCUUGACUAUGGUGUGAAAUUUGAUGAAAUUCUCUUGUUGUGUGAUAAUGAAAGUGCCGUGAAGAUUGCUACUAAUCCGGUUCAACAUUCAAGAACCAAGCAUAUUGAUAUCCGUCAUCAUUUUCUUAGAGACCAUGUGAACAAGGGCGAUAUCAAGAUUGAUGGUAUUGGCACGGAUGAUCAAUUAGCCGAUAUAUUCACUAAGCCCUUGGAUGAAUCUCGGUUUUGCAAGUUGAGAAAUGAGUUGAACCGGACGGUCCGCGGGCCACCUCGGAAAAUUUUCAAAGCUUUCACCUCAAAAAUCAAGAAGGCUGGAACAUCAAAGAGGCAAAGGGAUGGUGAUAAUUCAGAUGACUCGGACUAUGAUCCUCAUCCUAGUGAGAUGGCUGCAGCAUCAUCAGUGGGUGGUGUUGGUGAUGAAUCUUCAGAGGAGGACUUAGAGGAUUCUGAAGAUGAUAUUACUGCUUUGAUGGGGCUAGAUCUUCCUAGCCGACAGUGGACUGCUGAAAGCUAUGCAAAUGCUAGAGCAGUGAAUCAGUUCGCCAUGCCUCGUGACACCAACAUCCUCUUUUUCAGCACCAAGGUACAACAAGAUGCUUACUUCGGUCAUCUAGUUAAGAAAACUGUGUUCAAACAUCAAACUAUUGACCUGGGAUGGUCCACUGGGAAGAGGAUAUAUUUUGCCACCUUUGCUCAGUUUGCUGCAGCAAAUCAGUUGGACUAUGAUUUCAUCUCUAGUGAGCAAAGCAUGAAUGUCAUCUUAGAAAAUCCUCUAGAUGAGAAUGACUACCCCAUGAUUGAUGUCAUUGCUCUCAUCAUGGAUCAGCUGGCAGAUUUAAGGCUUAAUAUGGAAAUGAACUUAUACUUUGCUCCAUACAUCAUGUCCAUCAUCAAAGAGAAGACAUCAUUUAGAGGUGGGCAUGGUGGUGAUGAUGAUAGUGACGAUGAUGCUCACAUAGGAGCAGCUGCAGCACAGCAUGGCAUGCCACCACCGCACUCUCCAGUACAGCCGCAGUGGGCUCCUCCAGCUGGCUACUUUGAUCCUUACUUUGCAUCUAUGCAGGAGAGCCUAUCCUCUCAGAUUGCUGGGCUGACUAGUCAGAUGCAGAGUCAGAUGGACCUCAACUUCCAGAACAUGCAGCAGCAGAUGUUCCAGCCUAUGAUGGCUCAGAUGCAGGGGGUUCAGGAGAACUUACACUCAGAUAUAGCCGCUCUUGACGCGCGCUUUGAGGAUUUGCCUUCGUCUGAGCAGUUUGAGCAGCUUGAGCAUAGGCAGCAGGAUUUAGAGCAGCGCUUUGAUACCUUCAGCACAGCCUUCACUGGGUUUUCUGACCACUUCUACUCAGUGUUCCUGGCUCCAAUGGCCAGAACUAGGCAGACCGCCCGCAACAGCACCCAUGGACGGCCUCAUCCGAUCCAUCAUCCUCAGGAAGUGCCCGACCAGGAGGAGCUCGAGCAGCCGGAGGACUUGCCCGAGUUCGUGGUGGUCGAUGACGACAAUGAUGACUACUACGGCUACUACGAAGGAGGCUGGGUGGACACGGACAGUGAGGAGGAGCCUAUGGAGCUGCCCGAGGACCACCCAGAAGCUACAGGCGAUAGCAAUGAGGAUGUUGCAGGAGGAGACAGUGCCGAUCCAGGUGCCGUAGAAGGAGACAAUACUGAAGAUGGUGAUGAUGACCCAGCUGCACCCGAUGGUGGUAAUGAGGAUCCAGAUGAUGAUCCAGAGCCAGCCGAUGCAGCGGAUCCACCGCCACCUGAGCCCCACUACGAGAAGCAGAUACAUCAUCUGGACUUUGCUGAAGAUCCAUUCCCAGCACUUCUCUGGAGGGCUAUGCAGAGAAUUGGCUUCCCACGGAUGCCACAUUAUGAAGCUUGCUUGUACAAGAAUGCUCCACAGGAAGAGGAGUGGUGUGACAGAAGCACUGACCACCUGCGUGGUAGCGGCGAUAUAGAGCAUCAGCGGCUCCUCUGGCUUGGGGGAGACCAGGGCCGGCGGCUCGCCGAGGAAGGCCUUCAGUCAGUCGAAGGCUUCCUGCGCAUCAUCUGUCCAAUGGAAGUGGUUGGAAUUCUUCAGCAGCUUCUACAACGGCAUCCCCCGCUCCCCAAGCCGUGA